Thamnophis sirtalis is the source of this 558-nucleotide messenger RNA. RefSeq names its product retinol binding protein 2 (gene RBP2). Gene Ontology annotation, molecular function: lipid binding. The record is from RefSeq and is a predicted model, not a curated record. Lineage: Eukaryota; Metazoa; Chordata; Lepidosauria; Squamata; Natricidae.
GAACACCAUUUCAUAUUCCAUAGCUAAACUAUCCUUGGAUUUAAUCACCUAGUAGCAAUGCCUGCCGAUUACAAUGGGACGUGGGAAAUGAUAUUAAAUGAAAACUUUGAAGGUUAUAUGGUUGCUUUAGACAUCGAUUUUGCUACCCGUAAGAUUGCAAACCAUCUAAAACAAACAAAAGAAAUUAUUCAAGAUGGAGACAAUUUCAAGACAAAGACACUGAGCACUUUCAGAAACUAUGAAUUGAAUUAUACCAUAGGAGUGGAAUUUGAAGAGCACACCAAGGGGCUUGACAGUCGAGUUGUGAAGACAACAGUGACCUGGGAUGGUGACAAACUUGUCUGUGUCCAGAAAGGUGAAAAAAACAAUAGAGGCUGGAAACAUUGGAUUGAAGGAGACAAACUGCAUCUAGAAUUGACUUGUGGAGACCAGGUGUGCCACCAAGUCUUCAAGAAGAAAAAAUAGACUGAUGAAGCUGAUACAGCUGCCACAUUUAUGUUGAUGAUUUUUUCUCUUUUAAGAUAACUAUAGAAAUAAAAGUUUGAUUUUCAUUAGUGA